AUGGUGCUGGCGGCCAAGGCACAGGCCAGCGGCGAGACGCGGCGUCAACAUCGAGAACUAUCGGUGCUGCUUCGACUUGAUGAGCGUGAAGUCACCUAUUUGCAGCUAGGCUUCGAAAUUGGCUUCUUGGUCACCCUGGCCACAGCCAUCUUCACCACCAAUCAGUUUUACGCGAACGACAAGGGACUAAUUUACAUUGGCUUCAUCAUUGGCUUUCUCUGCACCGUUGCGUUUGCCAUCAUUGCCACCUAUCAUUAUUGUAUGAACAGGGAGUUAUACCUCCUCUUCCCGGCCAUCUACCUUUGGAUCGGCUCCAGCACCGCAGGACUUGUUCUGGCGCUUGAGCUGCCGUUCUAUAUGCAGAUUCACAUGCUAAUUUUUUUCAGCUUCUUUGCGUAUCGCAUCGGUUGGCUGCUCAUCUCCGUGACCCUGAUGAUAUUAAAAAGCGCAGACCUGAUCGGGAUACCCGGAACGGUUUUGGAGGACGUGCAUGCACCGGAACUAUAUUUUUAUGCCUGGGUUUGGUUGUCACUACAUCUGCUUUAUAUGAUCAGGCUGUCGUCGGUGAUCAUCAUCUACUAUCGAUACAUACGCGAUCGCCAAAUCCUGAUCGAAGCGAAUAGGCCGGCGGCGUAUUACAGAGACCCGGCCACUGAUGAGAGCGCUGUU
Molecule: messenger RNA, 669 nt
Organism: Mesorhabditis spiculigera
Lineage: Eukaryota; Metazoa; Nematoda; Chromadorea; Rhabditida; Rhabditidae
Source: the annotation of a GenBank genome assembly